Molecule: messenger RNA, 6952 nt
Organism: Oncorhynchus tshawytscha (Chinook salmon)
Lineage: Eukaryota; Metazoa; Chordata; Actinopteri; Salmoniformes; Salmonidae
Product: polyamine-transporting ATPase 13A3
Exons: 33
Coding region: 305-4069 (1254 amino acids)
Biological process (GO): intracellular calcium ion homeostasis; polyamine transmembrane transport
Cellular component (GO): late endosome membrane
Molecular function (GO): ATP hydrolysis activity; P-type ion transporter activity; ATPase-coupled monoatomic cation transmembrane transporter activity
Source: RefSeq, a predicted model, not a curated record
AAUAAUAAGAUAAUGAGAGAAAAUAGGCGUACGCAAAAUGUGUCCUCACAUCCUGUUUUUCACUUCCUCCUCAAUGGUCGUGAAUGAACCAGUUUCGGACGGUCUGUAUGCGCAUGGAAUAUACCACAGCACAUUGUCAAUAUUGCACACGCGCCCUUUCUGUGGACACUUUACAGGCCACAUAAAUUGUGGAAGACAUUUGUGCGCGGUGAAAUUCCGAAUCCGUAUUUUUCCCGCAAUAUGAGUGAUUUCUGAUAGCAAGAGGCCAGAGGGUUCUGUGGGACCUUUAAACACUUCUGACGGGAUGGAGAAGAAAGACGUGAAGAUCAUCAACCAGGGCCUGGAGGACGAGAUGGAGGUGUGGGGUUACCGGCCGUGCCCCUGGAAGAUGGUUCUGGUGGCCGUUGGGGCGGUGUGCACCGGGGGGCUGCUGUUUCUGGUGCUCUACUGGCUGCCUGAGUGGGGAGUGAGAGGGACCUGCACACGGACCCCCUUCAUCAGGGAGUCCCAGACACUGCUGCUAAGAUCCACGGACGAGUUUAGGAGAUGGUUCCGGGCCAAGGUACAUGUGAUGCUAGCCCCUGGAAAGAGACCCUUUGACGGUGUCGAUCUCCUAAGCCCUCUGCACAUACCUAAUGGGGACAGUAUACACUCCUUCAGUGCCCUCCAAGAUGAACUUCAGGGAAAAUACAUCCAUAUCCAGCCAGUUCAGGUUUGCUACUUCACCCACCACAGCACAAAAUACUACUGGAAUGAUCUGCUUCAGAAUUUUGAAGUGUUUAAAGGUUUGGAGGAUGUCAGGGUGACUUGUUCCAGCAUCCACACUGACCACAGCUCUGGUCUCAGCAAACUACUUCAGGACUACAGGAGACUGUUCUUUGAAGUGAAUGAGAUAGCAGUUAAGGUGCCAUCUGUGUUCAAGCUCCUCAUAAAAGAGGUCCUGAAUCCGUUCUACAUAUUCCAGCUCUUCAGCGUGAUUCUGUGGAGCAUUGAACAGUAUUACUACUACGCCGCUGCCAUAGUCUUCAUGUCUGUCAUAUCCAUAGCUACCUCGCUGUACACCGUCAAGAAGCAAUACAUCAUGCUGCAUGACAUGGUGGCGACACACAGUAUUGUACGUGUCUCAGUGUGCAGAGGGACUCUAGAUGUCGAGGAGGCCAUGUCCACAGAGCUGGUCCCCGGUGAUGUCAUCGUCAUCCCGUCCAAUGGAAUGAUCAUGCCCUGUGACGCCGUGCUGGUUCAUGGAAACUGCAUCGUCAACGAGAGCAUGCUGACAGGUGAGAGUGUGCCUGUCACCAAGACCAGCCUACCCAGCUCAGGAGAAGAUGGGGCUGGCGUCUAUAGCAUAGAGGAACACAAGAGACACACACUGUUCUGUGGCACUCACAUCAUUCAGACCCGCUUCUACACCGGGGAACUGGUCAAGGCCGUGGUGGUCAGGACUGGUUUCAGCACAGAGAAGGGCCAGCUGGUGCGCUCCAUCCUGUACCCCAAGCCCACUGACUUCAAGCUGUACAGAGAUGCCUAUCUCUUCCUGCUCUGUCUGGUGGGAGUGGCCGGCAUUGGCUUCAUCUAUACCAUCGUCCUCAGCAUCAUAAACCAGGUUCCAGCCAAAACCAUAGUGGUUGAAUCUCUGGACAUUAUCACCAUCACGGUGCCCCCGGCGCUGCCUGCAGCCAUGACAGCUGGCAUCGUCUAUGCCCAGCGCCGGCUGAAACGUGUGGGUAUCUUCUGCAUCAGUCCCCAGAGGAUCAACAUCUGUGGCCAACUCAACCUCGUCUGCUUCGACAAGACUGGUACUCUCACUGAAGAUGGUUUGGACCUUUGGGGGAUCCAGAGAGUUGAAAAUGGCAGUUUCUCUCCCCCAGAGGAUGACCCAGCCAAUGAGACACUAGUCAGGUCCUCGUUUGUGUCUUGCAUGGCCACCUGCCACUCUCUGACCAAGCUAGAGGGAGAACUCUCCGGAGAUCCAAUGGACCUCAAGAUGUUCAACGCUACAGGCUGGAUUCUAGAGGAGCCAACAGAGGAAGAAACAGCCCUCCACAAUCCCAUAAUGCCCACCGUGGUGCGGCCACCCAAACAGGUGCUCCCAGAGGUCAACCAGGAAGUCAAUCUAGCACAGAACAUGGAGCUGUCUGAGCUGACGUUGUCCUAUGAGAUUGGGAUCGUCCGCCAGUUUCCUUUCUCUUCGGCUCUACAGAGGAUGAGUGUGGUGGUCCGGAAGCUGGGGGAGAAGCGCAUGGACGCCUACCUCAAGGGGGCGCCAGAGGUUGUGGCCAGCCUCUGCGCAGAGGACACAAUACCAGAGAGCUUCACAGAGACCUUGGAGUUUUACACCAGGCAGGGGUUCAGAGUCAUAGCUUUGGCCCAUCGCCAGCUGGAGGCCAAACUCUCCUGGCACAAGGUCCAGAACCUCAACAGAGAUCUCAUAGAGACCAAUAUGGAGUUCCUUGGGCUCAUAGUCAUGCAAAACAAGCUAAAGGAAGAGACUUCUGGGGUUUUAAAAGACCUGCGACGUGCAAACAUCCGCACUGUGAUGGUUACAGGCGAUAAUAUGCUAACCGCUAUAUCAGUAGCCAGAGACUGUGGGAUGAUAACCCCUCAUGAGAGGGUCAUCGUAGCAGACGCCACACCUCCCAAAGACAUCCAGCCUGCUACGAUCAAUUGGCACUACACAGAGAACCACGCCACCAGCAAAGACAACCGUGUUGAGUCAGUGGAAAUCAGCCUUGAGGAUUUGGGCCAUGUGGCUUAUGGUGAGCAGCACAAGCAGCAGGAGCAGGGAUACCACUUUGCCAUGAGUGGCAGGUCCUUUGCUGUCAUCACCGAACACUUCCCUGACCUAGUCCAAAAGCUGGCACUGCAUGCCACAAUAUUCGCCCGCAUGGCUCCUGACCAGAAGACUCAGCUGGUAGAGGUCCUACAGAGUGUGGACUAUACUGUAGGGAUGUGUGGUGAUGGUGCCAAUGACUGUGGCGCCCUAAAGAGAGCUCACAGUGGGAUCUCUCUGUCAGAGCUGGAGGCCUCGGUCGCCUCCCCCUUCACCUCCUCCACCGCCAACAUCUCCUGUGUGCCCAACCUCAUUAGAGAGGGGAGAGCUGCUCUCAUCACCUCCUUCUGUGUGUUCAAGUUCAUGGCCCUGUACAGCAUCAUCCAGUACCUCAGUGUCACGCUCCUCUACUCUAUCCUCAGCAACCUGGGAGACUUCCAGUUCCUCUUCAUUGACGUUGCUAUCAUUCUGAUCAUUGCCUUCACAAUGAGUCUGAACCCGGCGUGGAAGGUUCUGGUGGCGCAGCGCCCCCCGUCCAGUCUAAUCUCAGGCCCUCUGCUGUUCUCCGUGCUGACCCAGAUCCUCACCUGUCUGGCCUUCCAGAUCCUGGCCUUCCUCUGGGUCCGGGGCCAGAACUGGUACGAGAAAUGGACGCCCCUCUCAGAUGCUUGUAAUGUUUCCAGUGCCAAUCUCACCCAUGGUCCCAACAUAACGUCACAUGUCGACCACAAGAACAUCAGGAACUAUGAGAACACUACACUCUUCUACGUCUCCUCCUUCCAGUACCUGGCAGUGGCCAUCAUCUUCUCCAAGGGAAAACCUUUCAGACAGCCAAGCUAUAAAAACUGGCCGUUCAUGCUAUCCUGUAUGGCUCUGUACAUAUUCCUCUUCAUGAUCAUGCUGUAUCCUGUUCCUGCCAUCGACAAUUUCCUGGAGAUUGUGUGUGUUCCCCAUGAAUGGCGCAUAACAGUGGUCAUCAUUGUCCUAGUGAACGCUGCUGUGUCUUUCCUAUUGGAGACUUUGGUCCUUGACAUCAUCUUAUGGAAGCUGGUGUUCAGUCGAGACAAGCAGGGGGGCAGCGAUGGCAUGGCCGUCACCUCCACUACUCUCACACCUCAGUCUGCUAAUGAGCUUUGGUGCACGGCGUUCCUCUCCUGGCUGUUCUGUUGGAAGGGGAAGACCCCCAGAGUGCGCUACAUGCAAGUCGCCCAGGAGCUGCAGGAGGACCCCGACUGGCCCCCCAAACCUGCUACCGUCACCUACACCACCAGCACCCCCCAUCACACUGUCAGCAUGUGACACAUGGCCACACCCACAUAUAGCUGCAAAAAAAUAUAUUUAACCAGGCAUGUCAGUUAAUAACAAAUUCUUAUUUACAAUGACGGCCUACCCCGGCCAAACCCUCCCCUAACCCAGACGACGCUGGGCCAAUUGUGCGCCGCCCUAUGGUACUCAUGAUCAUGGCCAGUUGUGAUACAGUCUGGGAUCGAACCAGGGUCUCUAGUGAUGCCACUAGCACUGAGACGCAGUGUCUUAGACCACUGUGCAACUGGGGAGGCAUACAGUACCUAGUCUAGAACCUUCCAUUCCCCGGACCAGGUUUAUAACCAGUAUCAAGUAUAGUACCUUCCUUUGCCUGGACAAGUAGGGCUGUGAUGAUACCAGUAUAGCAAUAUUUUUUCCAUGGCAAAAAUGAAAACAUGAAGCAGACCAAACUCUUAGGUAUUUUAAAAACCUGCUGUAAGUAAAAUAUUGUUUGCAAUAGGCAGGUUGGUUGUUGAGUAACAAAACGGACGCGUGCGUAACUAUGAGGAAAAACAGAUGGGUUGGCUUAGAUUGUUGACAACAUGUCAACUAUAUUUAUUCUCCAAUGUUUAUUGAAAACCAAAAUCCAUUUGCACAAUGAGCACUUGUCUCUCAAAUACAUUGUAACAGUUGUUAGCUAGCUAGCGAAUUUGAGCCAUAUUAGCAUUGACAUGAAAUCAGUCAAAACACCUCAAAACAAGACAUGGUAUCAAGAAGAUGAAACUAGCUGAAAUGAGUCACUUGCGAUUCCCCACAUGGCAGUUUCUUGUAAUUGUUGGUAUCUAUCUAGCCAUCCAGAAUCACAACAACGCAGACUUCUGCCCCAUUUGAUGUGUGUGCAUCGUUUUCGUGACAUUUUCAGCUAACCCAUCUAUAGCUAGGAAAAUAAAUAAAUGUGACUCCAACAUAAGGGCUGUUUUCCAAAAGAAGUUAAAUCUGCUUCGUUUUUCCUAUCCAAGAUAAUAACAAGUAUUGCAAUACUGAUAUCAUCCCAUCCCUAGUUUAUAACCAAUAUCGAGUCUAGAAACGUCCAUUGCAUAGACAACUGACCUGGUUUAUAACCAAUAUCGAGUCUAGAGCCUUCCAUUGCCUGGACAACUGACCUGGUUUAUAACCAAUAUCGAGUCUAGAACCUUCCAUUGCCUGGACAACUGACCUGGUUUAUAACCAAUAUCGAGUCUAGAACCUUCCAUUGCCUGGACAACUAGCCCCAUAUCCAGGACUAAACAAAAAGAAUCAUGUGAAAUCACAUCAUGAGCUUGCAAUCAGACUGUGAUCCUGUCAACUUCUUGACCAUAACUAGACCUUAACUGCUCCGUCCUUACCCAUAACCCCCAAACCACACAUAAAACCCCAGCAAUGUGACUACUGACAGGUUGCCCCAUACUGGGCACUUAUCACCCUCUUUUUGCUAUUAGUUUAGCCUUGGUGUUGAGGCCCAGAGAUUAUGUCUUUCCAAUACAGGGCUUGCCUUGCACUCACCACUGGUUGAUUUUUCAGCUUCACAAAGACUAAGAACUAUGGAAUCGUCCACUAACACUUUCUCACCUGCCUUGAUUGCUGCUCCAACGAAAUGUCAAGAGUUAAAGAGAACAUGUGUGAACAGGACCGUACUGAGGGAAAUGGAGGGAUUUUUUAAUUUUUUUUAAUCAACACACCCAGUUCAUGCAUUUUGAAAGCACUGUGUGUGUGCUGUAAGCGUGAGUGGUACUACUGUAUUUGCCAAGAUUGAAUAACAUUCCAAUGCACCAAUAAUAUAUUGCUGUGUUUCUCUGAGAAUUUGCUACGCUUUAUGAAUGUAAUUCUUCCUGUGGAAGUAUGUGAGUGUCCGUGACUCUUGUGAAAACCUGAACACUUGAGUUGAUCUGAUGCCUGUGUGUGUGUGCAGGGUUUUUUCUGCAUAGAAAAGUCUUGGGCAAGACUUAAUAAAAAUUAUUGGGAUGGGGAAACAUUUUCAGUGUAAACUUAAAUGACUUAAACCAUAUAUAUAUAUAUAUAUAUAUAUAUAUAAAUAUGAUGAUCUUUGAGAACUAACAAUCACCCCAAAUAAAAUCUAGCCCGUUAGGGAGAAUCAAAAAUACGAAAAAUUAUGCAUUCAGUAUUUUUGUCAUGGCAUGGGGCCCCCAUUGAUUUUGUUAUGUUUGAGUCACUCCGAUAGCAUAACAACGCAUAAGCCAUGGCAAAAAUGUGUAGAUUUGCUGAAAAUUUAUAUUGAAAAUUAUUCUUCUCUCACAUCAUGACAAAUGUGUAGAAUUGCAGGACAUGUUUUUCUGCGGCCAAGAGGGCCUCUAAAAUGUUCAGUCGGCAACCGCACUAUUCACCACGCCCCCGUCACAGCCACGAUCCUAACCCUAAUUUUGAUCCAGAAAAAAACCUGGUGGGUGUGUGCAUGUACACUCCUGUACGUAUUUAUUUGGACGCUGAAGCUAAAACGUUUUAAUUCAGCUCUAUACUUUAGCAUUUUGGAUUUAAGAUCAAAUGUUUCAUAUGAGGCGACAGUACAGCAUGGCACCUUUUAUUGUCAGGUAUUUUCAAAUAUAUCUUUUACCAUUUAGAAAUGAAAGCACUUUAUGUAUCUAGUCCUCCCAUUUUAAAGGUGUCAAAUACUUGAAACGUUCAAAUAGGUGAACUAAAUACAUGAAGGGCUUUCAUCUCUAAACGAUAAAACGGAUAUGUAUGAGAAUACCCUCAAACAAAAGGUGACAUUCUGUACCUUCUCUUCAUAUGAAACAAUUGAUCUCUGUAGAAUAGCGGACCUAGAGUAUCCAAGUGAGGUGACGGGUGGGAAUGAGGUGAUGUAACAUUUUGUAACAUUUAUAAACCAUUGCACCUGACCUAAAUGCUGCUUUUAUUAAAGGGAAUUAUUUUGAAAAGAUA